Molecule: messenger RNA, 2645 nt
Organism: Pseudo-nitzschia multistriata
Lineage: Eukaryota; Bacillariophyta; Bacillariophyceae; Bacillariales; Bacillariaceae
Source: the annotation of a GenBank genome assembly
CACCUGGUACCUGACCAUUCUAUUGGGUUCCGUGUUGCAAAACAAAGUUCACUAAUAAUUUGAAGUUUCAAUUGGACGCCAUCACUCUACACUACAAUAUUUCCAAGUUCCAUUGACCUGAACCAUGCUGUUGACAAAUAUUCAAWUACUUGUGUUUGCGGCCAUUUCAUGCGUAGGUUCGGUAUUGAGCGAAUCGUUCAACUUCGUUCCGACGACCACCACUUGUGGAACGAAAGUUWCCACGCCCGCUCCGUAUGAGUUGACUCCCGAACAGCUUGAUGACUUUCGUCGGGAUGGUGUGCUUGUUGUUCGACAAUUCCUUCGYGGAGAAAUGUUAGAGGAUGCCAUCCAGGGCGUCGAAAUGAUGGAGCGAUCUAGGGGAGUGGUCCAAAAGAUGUUCUACAAAAUUUUUCCCAGCUAUCGAAACCUAAGCACACAGAACUAUCGAACUGUUGAUGCAUUCAAAAAGGUUGCGUUUAAUUCGGCUGCGCCUACGAUUGCUGCUAAACUAAUGGGACUCGACAACGACAGCAACAGAACGAUUCGAUUGCUGAAAGAAGGAAUUUUUGGCUUUGGUCGAGGGGAUAGGGGGUGCGGCUGGCACGUGGAUGACAAGUUUUUCUGGCCCUGCGAGGAUAGCCAUAGCGAUGCCGUGGAUGGCGGGAAAUCGCAGAAAGAUUUCACAGGAUUGAGAGAUGCGGGGAUCAACGUGUGGAUCACCCUGUCUCCCGUUACGGCCAGAGAGGGCGGUGGUCUAGCGAUAGCCCCUAGAUCCCACGAUCUCACUGGCCGAGGCAAAAUCGGGAAACUCGCCCUACGCGCCCGCAAAGCAAUCGCUGCGAAAGGGGCACAAACCACCUGCGCCCUCGAAACGCUCGAACCCGACUGCCAUGCCGACUUGGAGGCGAUGAAAAAGGUCUACGAUCUGGAACCUGGAGAUGCAAUCUUCCACGACCGAUACAUUUUUCAUAGAUCGGACCACUUUAACGACAUUGAUGGUGACGRCCAACAGGAUGCAACCGACCAGAAAUUCCGAAUUUCCCUGCGGUACAUGCCCUCUGAUGCGACCUAUUUCAAUUUAGGUGCGGGCUUGGAGGGAGCUGCAACAGAAAAGCAUCUCGAGACGGGAGAUCCCAUYUCAAAAGCCGGAGAAUACUUUCCACAGGUCUGGCCUACUACACUUACAGAAGAGGUCAAUGCAGAGGCCAAAGCUGACCAGCAACUGAAUGACGUUAAAGGUUUAAUCCGGAUGGUCACGAGAAUCGUUAGCAAGAUUGUGUAUGGCUAGAAAUAGGAAUCGGCUUACUAGAACAAUUUUGAAAAACGGAUGUUUUACCCUUUUUGUGGCGCGUUGGUAUCGGAGGAGGUCAUCCUUCUAGCCUGGAUGUAGAUUGAAUUGCCAGGUUGUAAGCCUUUUACAACUUGCUUCUAUCAUWGGGAUUGUCUGCUUUUAGCACCAUCUCCUUCAUGUCCACCAGAGAUUCCUCCAGGUARUGAGACAGAGCAGGGGCCAAACCCUUGUAAGAUGUGCAGGUGAAAAAAAUCCGAUUGGAUUCGAUGUGGUAGGCAACCCCGAACCCGUCUGGAACCACUACCGGCCCAAAUCCGGGGUUGACCGGCAGCGUCGAUGUAGAKACCUUCCACGUCUUGCUUUCCACGAAGAGUGGGUCCUCGAACAGGUCAACCGCUUGCUUGUUUUGUUUCUCUUGUUCGGCCAGGAGCAUUUGYAGUCCAAACAAGUGCCGGUCAACACCGCCUCCCUGMGAUGCAUUUCGAAUGUAGCUCACGUGGGCUUGAGUUGCUUCGUGGAACAUGCCUUUCAGUUCUUCUGCGUUGCUGUUGUUCCCCAGCAUGGACCCCACCCAUUUUGCACUCUCCUCGGARACGCUUCUUGUCGUUUCCGUGCGUCCAUAUCGAUAGGAUCGGACCUGUGUCGACUCAUACGUCGCCCAAGGCACAUAGCGCGAGCCGUCRUUUCCGUUGAAGGCUUUGCUGGUUGUAAGUUUUCCGAUGGCCAAUUGGAUCGCCAUUUGCACGUACGCAUCUGGAGAACACUUUGCAUUGGUCUUGAUCCAGGUUGAACCAUACCCCUGAAAGGAUUGAACCUCGAGGUCGAGCGAGCUUCGAAWCUUGUCGAAAUCGGCGGUUGCCUUCUGGACCAUCGAUUUUGUUUCGUCGAGGCUCGCAUUCGUCAGUUCUUUGAGAAUGGUUUGGUUGGCAAAGAUGGGUGCCACCUUUGGAGAAARGAGCGGGGUUGGGUSCUUUUGUUUCGGUUCGGUCUCCCGUUUGUUUGGACUCGCUUCUUGCMCGAGAAUGUACUGGCACAGUCCCACCGACGGCAUUCCAUCCAUCAUACUGUGUUCACCGUUCAGGCCGAGAUUCCCCGAGGGCGUCACAAUGAACUGAAUCGAUUUGUCGUACCACCGGCCCUGGGUUCCCAUCAGAUACGAUCGAGCGUUUUGACUGAGGGAGUCGACCUGUGCAUUCCUGCCGUUGUCSUCACCGUCGAUACACAGCAACAAGAGGCCGCUUUCCAGCUUUUCCAGGGCAGCCUUCAUGCCCGGAAUGGCUUCGAUCAGCCUGGCUCGGUUGGAAGUCCACUCGUCUCGAUUGGAGGCGGUGAGAAUUCCGAGGUUUUUCACUGC